Molecule: messenger RNA, 751 nt
Organism: Calypte anna (Anna's hummingbird)
Lineage: Eukaryota; Metazoa; Chordata; Aves; Apodiformes; Trochilidae
Gene: BATF
Product: basic leucine zipper ATF-like transcription factor
Exons: 3
Coding region: 23-400 (125 amino acids)
Biological process (GO): regulation of transcription by RNA polymerase II
Cellular component (GO): nucleus
Molecular function (GO): DNA-binding transcription factor activity, RNA polymerase II-specific; RNA polymerase II cis-regulatory region sequence-specific DNA binding
Source: RefSeq, a predicted model, not a curated record
CUGGGAGCCAGAGACAGGAGCCAUGCCUCACAGCUCCGACAGCAGCGACUCCAGCAGCUUCAGCCAGUCUCCCCCUCCCAGCAAGCAGGACUCUUCUGAUGACAUGAGGAAAGUCCAAAGGAGGGAGAAGAAUCGCAUUGCUGCCCAGAAGAGCCGCCUGAGGCAGACCCAGAAAGCAGACACUCUGCACUUGGAGAGUGAAGACUUGGAGAGGCAGAAUGCUGCCCUGCGCCGGGAGAUCAAGCAGCUGACGGAGGAGAUGAAGCACUUCGCCUCAGUGCUGAGUUCCCACGAACCGCUCUGCUCCAUCCUAACAUCCCCUCCACCACCUCCUGAAGUGCUUUAUGCCACACACUCCUUCCACCAGCCGCACAUCAGCUCCUCACGCUUCCAGCACUGAGCCAGCCAGCAGGACAGCAGCCUCUGGGCUCUACCCAUGGCAAGAAGCAACUUUGUGGGGCUUGCUUUUCCACCCAAGGGAAAGGGACAGACAGACACCCUUUUUAAAGAGUGUAGUUGCCUGAGACUUGCUCCCCAAGCAGAAAUGGCAGAGCCACCAGGAGACAUCUUCGGGCAGUUUUCAGCUUGGAUCCUAGGAAGAGGAAGCAUUCACAAAAGGGCACCAACCCCCAUCCCCAGUGCUUGCUGGGGCCCUGUGCCAGCGGCUGCUGCAGUGCACAGCAGACAGAGCUCCAGGGAGAGGAAUGGGAGCAGGGGUGAGGGGGAAGGUUGGAAGCCAGAGAGUACCAGA